UCCUUCCUUUUAAUGGAUCGUUCAAUUAUGAAAAUUCGGUUCCUUGAAUUUGUAGCUGUUAUAUUGCUCGCUUUGUCGUGCGGCCUAAAUGCAGUGUGUGGAAUUAGAUUCACGAUUGAUAGAGAAGAAUGCUUGUCUCAUGAUAUUAAGUAUGAAGGGGAUACAAUUCAUGCCUCAUUCGUCGUCAUUAAGGCCGAUUCUGGUUGGCAUUCGAGCCAUGAGGGUGUCGAUCUGGUGGUGAAGGGACCUUUAGGCGAUCAGAUUCAAGAUUAUCGUGACAAGAUAAGUGAGAAGUUUGAGUUCGUUGCUAAUAAAAAAGGAGUCCAUCAUUUCUGCUUCAGUAAUAGAUCUCCUUAUCAUGAAACAGUUGACUUCGAUGUACAUGAAAGUCAUUUUUCAUACUUUGAUCAGCAUGCAAAAGAUGAGCAUUUCGACCCUCUGAUACAACAAAUAUCAAAGUUAGAGGAGGCUCUUCAUAACAUUCAGUUCGAGCAGCACUGGUUAGAGGCGCAGACGGAACGCCAGGCGAUAGUGAAUGAAGCAAUGAGUAAAAAAGCACUUCACAAGGCCUUGUAUGAAUCUGCAGCACUAAUUGGGGCAAGUGUUGCAAGUUUACCUACUCCAACGCCUAUUUGAACGGAAACUUGGGAUGUCCCGUGUGUAGUUUACGACUUUAGGGAUAAUGCGGCAUAGCUCCAUCCCAAGUUUUAGUAAGAGAAAAGCAUGAUUAGUUUAAGUUGUUU
Messenger RNA from Hibiscus syriacus, 743 nucleotides. Its product is annotated as transmembrane emp24 domain-containing protein p24beta2-like. The coding region runs from base 13 to 636 and encodes 207 amino acids. The record is from RefSeq and is a predicted model, not a curated record. Gene Ontology annotation, cellular component: COPII-coated ER to Golgi transport vesicle; endoplasmic reticulum; endoplasmic reticulum-Golgi intermediate compartment. The transcript is spliced from 5 exons. Gene Ontology annotation, biological process: Golgi organization; endoplasmic reticulum to Golgi vesicle-mediated transport; intracellular protein transport. Lineage: Eukaryota; Viridiplantae; Streptophyta; Magnoliopsida; Malvales; Malvaceae.